Molecule: messenger RNA, 684 nt
Organism: Sinocyclocheilus grahami
Lineage: Eukaryota; Metazoa; Chordata; Actinopteri; Cypriniformes; Cyprinidae
Product: testicular haploid expressed gene protein-like
Exons: 7
Coding region: 1-684 (227 amino acids)
Source: RefSeq, a predicted model, not a curated record
AUGGACUCGGACUCUGAAUUAAAGUCAUUCCAUCUGGAUAGGAUUUCAUUUCUUGCUCAACCAAAGGAGUCCAAGACAGUUUGGGCCACAACACCUUGGAUACUGACGUGGGGAAACCAGGAAUCGAUACGGCCGCUGUCCCGCUCAGCACUGCAAGCCAACCCGAGCCCCAGAAUAAAGGCACUGGCCCAGCCUAAGAGAGACUUCUCCCUCCAGAUUCAGCUCAGGAAAGAGGAAGAGGAGGAGGAGGAGGAGAGGAGAAGGAUGAAGAUUUCCCGCCCUUCCUCUCAUGCAGUGCAGUACGAGAGCAUUGUCCGUCUAGCAACUCCCAAAACCCGAGGAAGAAGCCCCCAGGAAGUGAAUUAUGCACACUCAUUUUUGUGUGAGCACGACUGUCCCAUCUGGCACGUGAGUCCCAGUGUAAGGAACGUGGUCAUCUCACCUCGAAUCCUCCAGCUGGCCGACCCCAAAACCAACCACCCCAACUUCACCAGCAACAGACAGAAUGUGCAGACAUUCAUCUCAUAUGCAGCUCAAACAGCCAAGAUGACGUCCAGACUCGAGCAGCUCUCACUGCCCAAACUAAGAGAGAACAGACACUUCUACAACCCCGGACGACCAGAGAGUCCAAUCCGAACAGUAAGAGACAGAUGGGCUUUUCACACUGAGUUUAACCCCGGGUAA